CAGCAGAAAUCGUCAGUGCGCCAGUGCCGAGAACUUGAGGAGACCCUACGAACCUCGCCAGAGAUGGUACUCACAAAAUGCGUCCGUCUGUCGGCGGCAGCGAAGUUUGGCACGCGCGAUAUUUUGUACAAUUUUCGCAGCCUUACCACGGCUACGGUGGCCUCCGGCCCGAUCUCAUCCUCGUCCACGCAAGAGCAGCAACGGCGACAUGCGUCCUACGGCAAGAUGUCCGGCUGGCAGAUACACUCCUACGGUACGCUGCAAGAAGAGCUGCAGUUCAGUGAGAGCAUCAAAAUGCCCAUCCUGAAGUCGCCCACCCAGUUGCUGGUGAAGGUGAAAGCGGCCUCCGUCAACCCAAUCGAUGUAGCCAUGAGCUCCGGAUACGGUGCAUCGGUGCUGAAUGCGAUGCGCUGCAAAGACGGUGGCAUCGAAUUUCCGCUCGUACUUGGGCGCGAUUUUUGUGGAGAAAUCGUCCAGAAAGGUUUGGGAAUCUCCAGCCGCGAGCUCGAAGUAGGCGAUGAAGUGUGGGGAAUCGUUCCGCUGCACUUACAAGGCUGCCAUGCUGAUUACGUUGUCGUUGAAAAGUAUUGCCUCUUCAAGAAACCCUCCAAUCUGAGCAAAAUCGAUGCAAGUGCCAUCUUGUACGCCGGGCUAACCGCGUGGUCCGGGUUGUACAUAACGGGCCAUCUGGGGGAUUUGCUCGGUGCCAUUUCACCAGUUGGUGGUGGCGCAGGUAAAAAGGUGCUCGUACUCGGAGCAGCCGGUGGAGUCGGUACACUGGCCGUUCAAAUGCUGCUGGCAGAGGGCGUGGAGGUAUUCGCCACCUGCGCCACGGACGCGAUGCAGAUGGUGCACAAUCUCAGUGUGAAAUAUGUGCUGAACUACAACGAUCCAGCGCACGUGCAAGCCUUAGCGAGCGUUGGCCGGUUCGACAUAGUGCUCGAUUGCGCCGGCAAAGGAACGGAGUACGCUAACGAGAUUCCCUGGCUGUUCGAUCAGUUCAUCACGUUCAAUUCCCCUGUACUCAAAAACAUCGACCAUGAGGGGUUCGCGGUCGGGAUGUACCAGAACGCCGUCAGCCUUGUGCGCAAUAACGCGGCCUCGCUUAGCACCCGGCAGGGUCUCGUAAAGUGGGGCUAUUUCGUUCCCGCCCCACAGGGCAUCGCGUAUCUUCAGCGUCUGGCGGAGAAGGACAAGCUGCUGCCGGUGAUCGAAAAAGUGUUCCCGUACGCUCAGACGCCCGAGGCGUACGAGCGAGUUUCGCAGAAGCAUUUACGGGGGAAGGUUGUGAUUGACUUCGAGUAAACCUGCGCAAUCGCAACACUGUUCAUUCUCAAUCUCGACGGAGCAAUUAGCAAACAAAUAGAAUAGAUAGUCUGACUAUCGGUUGGCGACUUACAGCGCUUAGAUAAGGAACUACGGUAGUUGAUCGUUCACAUCACUUCUCUACGUGUGAUUCUGUACUAUUAAUAAAAGAGAACUCAACUUUCAAAUUU
This is a messenger RNA of Anopheles nili, 1496 nucleotides long. RefSeq names its product reticulon-4-interacting protein 1 homolog, mitochondrial. The record is from RefSeq and is a predicted model, not a curated record. Lineage: Eukaryota; Metazoa; Arthropoda; Insecta; Diptera; Culicidae. Gene Ontology annotation, cellular component: mitochondrion. The transcript is spliced from 4 exons. The coding region runs from base 64 to 1305 and encodes 413 amino acids. Gene Ontology annotation, molecular function: oxidoreductase activity.